Molecule: messenger RNA, 474 nt
Organism: Cladocopium goreaui
Lineage: Eukaryota; Dinophyceae; Suessiales; Symbiodiniaceae
Source: the annotation of a GenBank genome assembly
GUGGAGCCAGGUGUCAAGCGCGAGUUUGGCCAUGCCGACUUGCUCAUCAGGGAAGAUGUGGCACAUCUGAGUGCUGACGGAUCCAAGAAGAUCAAGGGCCGCAGUCCCAUCUUUGAGGGCAUCAGCACAGAGAAAGUCCCGGUCUGGAUGAGCCACGGCGACAAGGUCACACAGCUGCCUCCUGGUUUCACUUCAAUUGCUUACACCUCCAACACCGAAUUUGCCGCCGUGGAAGAUCAGGCACGUCACAUCUAUGGUGUGCAGUUUCAUCCAGAGGUGACCCACACGCCCAGUGGAGCCACCAUGAUCAAAAACUUCGUGCUGAAGGUGGUAGGCUGCAAGGGUGAGUGGAACAUGCAUGACUUCUGCCAGAAGCAAAUUGAUAUCAUCAUGAACAAAUUGGAGGACAAAUAUGUGGUGGGUGCCGUGAGCGGAGGUGUUGACUCCAGCGUCGCUGCCGCGCCUUGGCCUUGA